AUGCAUCCUGUAAGAAAUAACUCAGAAAAAUCACACACUGUUUCACAUGAGCAACUGCAACAGAAUGUCUCCACGCACAUCAAAAUAUGGAAGCGCUGUACCUGCACAGAGGAGACACUGUCAUGUACUGGUUUCAGUCCAAAGAGGAGGCUCCACAGAGUGCCCUUGCCAGAGCCCAACAACCGAAACACCUUCACCAUCCUAAAUUUCCAUGGAAACUCUAUUUCUUAUAUUGAUGAAAAUAUAUGGAAGUCAUACCGUUGGUCUGAGCAACUAAUUCUCAGUGGCAAUUCUUUGACUGAAUUACAUAAGGAUACAUUUGAAGGCCUGCUAUCACUUCAGUAUUUAGACUUAUCCUGCAAUAAAAUACAGUCUAUUGAGAGACGUACAUUUGAAUCAAUACCAUUUGUGCAGUUUAUAAAUCUUGGUUGCAAUUUACUCACAGAACUGAGUUUUGGAACAUUUCAGGCCUGGCAUGGGAUGCAGUUUUUACACAAGUUAAUUCUCAGUCGUAAUCCUCUGACAACUAUUGAAGAUUCGUAUCUUUUUAAAUUGCCAGCAUUGAAAUAUCUAGACUUGGGGAAAACACAAACACCUCUUGGACCAGUUGAAAACAUCCUUAUGAUGACUCUUGACUUGGAAAAACUGAUCCUACCUAACCAUCUAGCCUGUUGCCUCUGCCAGUUUAAAAAUAAUAUUGAAGUUGUCUGUAAGACAGUCAAGCUACACUGUGACAAUGCAUGUCUGACCAAUACCACACACUGUGAUGAGGAAGCAUCUAUAAGUAACACAGAAGGGGAAUUCAUGAAGGUCUUACAGGCUCGAAAGAAGAAUACCAGCACUGAGCUUACCAUUGAACCAGAGAAGGCCUCAACAGACAGAAAUAGUCUGUCCGUUUUCAUGAAUGAUCAGCUGGACUUCAGUGAUGAGAGCGACGUAAUUAGCGCACUAAACUACAUAUUGCCUUAUUUCUUGGAUGGGAAUCUAGAAGAUGUCGAAUCAACACUGUUACCCUUCAUUAAACUUCUUUUUUCAAAUGGAAAAAGCUUAGCAAAGGCUCCCCCAGGAGAGAGGCAACUAUUGAGAGGGAAUCAGAUUCUCAAGGGCCUAAAGGACAUACAGAAAAGUUACUUCAGAAGAGGGGGUAUUCACAGCCGCCAGAGGAAAGAGAAUGCCCAGCCAAUUAUGGAGAGCAUUGUCCCAAAAAGAAGUCUCAGACAGCCGGCCCCAAAAGAAUUGAAACAGCUCCAUCUGGUAGGAAGGUGGCCCGGGAAGUUAGUGGAAAACUCCUUCCAUGUGGAACCUUCAUUCGUACAAGAGCGCAGGGAAGCAGUGCCCAAUUUCCGGAAACAAUACUCCCUGGGCAGUGCUCCAGCCACCAUUUCUGCAAAAGCCCCACCUGUGGUGAAAAACAAGUCCAAAAAGUUACGCUACACUCUCUCCAUUUUAAAUGACGCAAAUGCUCAAAUUCAGAACAUGAAUUUUCCCAAUCCCUCAUCACACUUUGGGAAACACUUUCGCUUCCAUAAACCCUACUCUCGCCUGAUCCAAAGAAUGCCCAAAGCCAGAAUGAAUUUGAAAUCAAGAAAAGAGCCAGCGCAGAUGCAGGCCAAGAGGCCUCUCUUCUCCGAGGUGAGGAGCCUCAUAAAUUCCCCUUUACAAGAGGCUUUGCAGGCCGAGGGAGAUCGGGACACUCCUCUCCUGGAUUCGUUUAACCUUCCAGAAUCGUCAAUGGAUAACACGAGUGUAGAAAACAGUCAUGCUCAAAGUGGGGCUAAUACCGGGCAUGUUACUUCGCCACACAAAACCAUCAGUAACUCCAGCACUAGUCAGGAGAAGGGCACUAGAACCACGAAUGUCAUGCUGAGCAUCAAACAAUCCAGUGACACGCUGUGGGAGUACCAGAAUGUGAUUACGGAAAUCACCCCCAGUUUCUCAGACUCUACUACACCAAAACCAAACCCCGGUGAUCAACUUGAAAUUCAGCUCAACCAACAGCUGCGGACCCUCAUCCCCAACAACGAUGUAAGGAGACUGAUUGCUCAUGUCAUCCGAACCCUGAAAAUGGACUGCUCUGACAGCCAGGUGCAGCUGGCCUGUGCCAAGCUCAUCUCCAGAACCGGUCUCCUGAUGAAGCUUCUGAGUGAGCAGCAAGAAGUGAAGGUCUCCAAGGCAGAAUGGGAUACAGACCAAUGGAAGACGGAGAACUAUAUCAAUGAGAGUACGGAGGCCCAGAGCGAGCAGAAAAAGACCAAGUUAAGCGAGUUCACAAAAGAAGUUCCAGGAUAUGGCUAUAACAAAUUAAUCUUGGCAAUAUCUGUAGCUGUAGUAGUCAUGAUAUUGAUUAUCAUUUUCUGUCUCAUUGAGAGAUUAUCUGAAGAACUGUCACAAACACCCCACUCUCAGGAGAUCUCUGUGGAAUUGGAACCCAAAUAA
Molecule: messenger RNA, 2436 nt
Organism: Suncus etruscus (white-toothed pygmy shrew)
Lineage: Eukaryota; Metazoa; Chordata; Mammalia; Eulipotyphla; Soricidae
Product: leucine-rich repeat-containing protein 37A3-like
Exons: 12
Coding region: 1-2436 (811 amino acids)
Molecular function (GO): protein binding
Source: RefSeq, a predicted model, not a curated record